ACACGAGCUGCCUCCAGUCCUCCUUCGGCGCCGCCAGCGCCGCGCCGUCGCCUAGCUAGACCGACCGCGGCGUCGUCCUCGCGUCCAUACGCUCUCGCUGAUCCAGAGCUCCAUCGCUCGUCGCAAAACUCCGGUCGCGGCGCGUCGAAAAAGCCAUGUGCCUCUGCUGCCUCGGCUGGGGCCUCUUCCUCUACAACUACGCCAACGGCCGCGCGCGCGAGCCGCGGCUCGAGGACGUGACGCCGAACGCGCAGAUCCUCGCGGGCCAGGCCGGCGUGAGCGUGCUCGACUACUUCUUCUGGACGCUCUUCGUCGGGCUCUCCGGGUCGUCGCUCUACGCAGCGAUGCUCGUCUUCGACGUGCUGCCCUUCGUCGCCCAGGCGUCCUUCAUCUACUACAUCAUGACGAACGCGAAGCUCGAGCCGGCGACGCGGUCCUGCUGCGACGACGCCGCGGAGAAGGAGACGAUGCUCGCCGCUCGGCCGUCGUGCUGCGCGGAGAAGCAGGCCAAGCCCUGCUGCAAGGCGACGGAGCUCGUCUGAAUGCUUUUGCGGCGCGGCGGCGGCGCGCGUCCGAAUCCCGUGGCGAUGGCGGACGCCCGUCGGGGCGAUGACGAGACACACACCGUUGCUGCGCGGAGACUUACGCGACGUCCUGCUGCGCGCGGCGACGGCGCUCGUGUAGUUCGCUGGGGGUCCGGGCGGCCUGCCUGUCUAUAAUGUGUCAAUUUUACCAGC
Messenger RNA from Aureococcus anophagefferens, 737 nucleotides. Its product is annotated as expressed protein. The transcript has 2 exons. Lineage: Eukaryota; Pelagophyceae; Pelagomonadales; Pelagomonadaceae. The record is from RefSeq and is a predicted model, not a curated record. The coding region runs from base 156 to 542 and encodes 128 amino acids.